Molecule: messenger RNA, 1041 nt
Organism: Trametes versicolor FP-101664 SS1
Lineage: Eukaryota; Fungi; Basidiomycota; Agaricomycetes; Polyporales; Polyporaceae
Exons: 4
Coding region: 1-1041 (346 amino acids)
Source: RefSeq, a predicted model, not a curated record
AUGAGCGCACCAGGAAACCGCAUCGACGUGGAUGAUCGUGAUCCUCAAGUACAGUAUUCCAGUGGCUGGAGGUUGGCCGGGCACGAUCGUGCAUACAAUGGCACCCUCCACUGGGCAACGGCGGGGGGAAUGUCGGCCACUUUGACGUUCACAGGGACCAUGGUUGGCGUCGUGGGCUGCAGCGGAAACACCGGCAUGUACGGAUGGCCGUCGGAGGCGUUCGUUAUCGACGGCGCGACGUAUGCCGUCAACGACGAGCCGAUUGCGUCACCAGAUGCCAUGGAGUACAACGUGACGUAUUUCACUUCCCCCACGCUCGCGCCCGGCGUACACACUCUCGUGGUCACGAACUUGAACGGGACGUCGCCCACUUCGUUAUGGCUGGAUCGGUUUUGGUACAUCUCUUCAGACCCUGCUACCGGGACGCCGUCUGAUGGGUCGACAAUGACCUUGCCAGUGGCAUCUGCACCUUCGGGGAGCUCAUCAGCUGGGGGUGGGGCCUCCACGUCUGACAAUCGGCAAAACACCGCAGCGAUUAUAGGCGGGACGGUGGGCGCGGCGAUAGGACUCCUGCUCCUUGCAACGCUGGGCAUCUUCUACUUCAUCAAACGCAAGUUCACUCGGGCACAACGAGUGUCUAAAAUAGACGGCAUAGGCAGUGGCCCGAUGAGCCCGAUAUCUCUCGGACACAGGUCAUCAUAUCUGCCAAUGCAGGAAGCACCUCCAGUUCCUAUCACGGCCGCUGUACCGUUCCGGAUCAAGGAAGAAACGGUCUCUCCACCCGGAUCUGCCGCCGCGCCCGCACCUUCGCUCGCUCUGGCACAACAGCAACAGUCUAUUCCGCCGCCCAUGCCUCGAGUCCCCGCUUCGGAGACGCCACAGACGUCCAUGGCCAGGGUGUCUUUAGUGAGAUCCGGCUCACAAGCCACACCCGUAUCCACGUCGGAUCAUCAGGCGCUCUCGACGUCCAACUAUGCGCUUCUGUCGCGCGAGAUCGACGAUUCCGAAGGGACGGGACCUCCACCGUACUGUGCUCGGUGA